Cotesia glomerata is the source of this 3845-nucleotide messenger RNA. Its product is annotated as filament-like plant protein 2. The record is from RefSeq and is a predicted model, not a curated record. NCBI's taxonomy places the organism in Eukaryota, Metazoa, Arthropoda, Insecta, Hymenoptera, Braconidae. The transcript is spliced from 6 exons. The coding region runs from base 1108 to 2712 and encodes 534 amino acids.
UGGACAAGAAAAGAUUCACCUCCAGAUGGCAGUUGUUGUUUUUGGAAUUCGGAGAGUAUACCUAUUCGGAGAGGAUCGAAAGGACCUAGAGCCCAUGAAAAGAGUAGGAUGGGGGUGAGGAUGCCCUUCCACUCUCCCAUAAUUCAAUUCGUCAGUGUCAGUGCACCGUGCAACGGAACAGAAUGUAUACGAAAAUACAGACAUAAGAGAAUUAUUUCAACCGGCGCACAUCACUGAUUCGCUCGUGAUUUUUUAUUGUACAUAGUGUAUUAUUUUUAUUUGUGUCAAUAUUUUAAAGUGAUAUUCAUAAACUAUGACGAUAAUUUUGUGACUUAUUUUUAAAAUCUAACUUGUUGCAGAUAAUUAGUAGCUUAUAUAUUUAUAAAAUGAUAAUUAUUAAUUAUAAUGAUCUACGACAAAGCAGUACUCUUUAUACAAGUGCAGUAGAAAAUGAUUGAAAGCAUUCAAGUGUAUCUAAUAUUCCUACGAAGAUUAUAUUACGAGAUAUAAGGAUACACAUACAUAUAAGAAUACUCAUACACCGAGUGUUAUUUGAUAUUAAGUAUCAUUUUCAUGUUAUAAAAUAAUUAAUCUCAAAAAAAAAAAUAAUUUUUUAUUAUUUGACGAUGAUUACGUGUGAUAAUUGUGAAAAGAUUUUAUUUUUUGACCUAUUCACUAUUUUUCCCGGCUGAAUAGAAGGCGCGAACAGCGCACGAGUAGUGUCACAACAAGUCAAUAAAUACAAAACAAAUACAGAAAGGAAUUAUUUAAAAAAUUCAAUAAGAAAAAGUUAUUUAUAGAUGUCUGUAACCAGUAAUCUUAUUUUUUGCAAAUUUUAAUAUCUCGAUAAUAACAAUAAUAAUAAUAUGUAUGUAUUUAUAUAAAAAGUGUGCGAUAAGAGUGUCAUGAUAAUGUAAAUAAUUUAUUUAUAAAUUGUAAAAUUAAAUUGUGUUACUACGGGUAUUGAUAGAAUUUUGUAAAAUAUUAUUUUAUACCAGUGUUCUACAAUGGUGCUAAAAACAAUAUAUGAAAUUGAGUGAAAAAGUAGAAGAUCCUGUGAGAAAUUGAUUUAAUAAUAGCACUGAAAAAUUCUCACGGUAAUUAACGAUGACAGAUCUAUUGAUUGGAAUUGCAAAUGCAACACCCAACGGGGGUGUUGUUUUUCGAAAUAAAAAUCCAGUAAUUUGUCGUAAUUCAGAAAUGCGACAUUCAAGAAGCGAAGAUAUUUUAGGAGUUGCUGGGCCAGGUGCUCCAACUCGAACUCCAAGUCCUUAUUUUCACGAGCAAUCUUGUGCUUCAGAAGAUGAUUUAGUUGCAUCUAGCGCGUUAAGAGAUGCUUCUUCAUCAUCUGACCUGCUUCAAGAUGCAAUGUAUUCUUAUGGAAGAAGAUCUGCUGCAUCACCACCACCGACAUUUGGUGCGGAUCGAGUUGAUCCUGAAGAUUCUAUCCGAGAUAUUGUUACAGAAAAUGACUUGUACAGAUUUGUACUUUUCAAGAGACACUAUGACAAAUAUAUUGCGUUGGCUGAAAAAUAUGAAGAAUCCCGAGGAGUUGUUUAUUAUCUUGAAGAACGCUACCACGAAGUUAAGGCUGAAAAAGAUAGAUUGGAAGAAGCAUGUCAAGAAUUAGAAAAACGAUUGGAAAACCACGAGUCACAGAUGCGAGAAAAAGAAGAAGAAUUGUUCUUACAUUUGGAACGAAGUUUACGAUUAGAUGAUGAGAUUGAAAGACUCAAGGCUGAACGUGCUUCUUGUAUUGCAGCGCGGGAACGCUUAGAACGUGAACAAACUGCUGCAUUAAGGCAGUUACAGUUGGAAGUAACGCAGAACGAAGCAACGAGAAGAAACCUCGAACAAGCGAGGCAAGACAUCGUCAGACAAGCAACAGUCAUUCGGGCUGAACGCGAUGCUUUAGAACGAGAGAAUAUCGUAUUAAAAGAAAAAUUACGUGUAGAGCAAGUGGAAUUGGGUGAAGAAAGACGUAAAAGAGAAGAAGGAAUUGCUAUACUAACUCAGGAAGCAGUGACACUUAGACACGCUGCUAGACAUUUAAGGGCCGCUGCUUUGCAUGCUACAGCUUGUAAACGAAGAAGAAGAUGCUCCGUAUGUCUUUAUGCCAAGCGUACCUUUUCUGAAGUUGAUGAUUAUCGUAAUGAUAAGAAAUUGUUCAAGUGUCUUCAAACGCCUCUUCAAGACUUAAGAACAUGGUUUCGUCCGGGUCAAUUGUCAUCGUCAUCAUCAUCCCAUCCUACUGAGCUGAGGACUAGUUCACGGGCUAUCAGCUACAUAGAUUCAUCCAGCAGCUCUGAGGAUGAGGAGUUUGGUGACACACCUCUAGCUGAGAUUUCACUGUCUUCCACCAACUCAGGUGUACCACCAGCUUCUCGGGCAUUCUCCUCAGACUCUGGGUAUGUUAUCAAUGCAGUGACCCCACCUGUAAAAUCAUUAAUCACCCCGACGAGCACGCCAAUAGAAGGUGAUUUUUCUUCGUGCAGUUUUUCAUCAGAAAUUGGCGACCGCAGAUCACGCAGAUCAUAUGAAGUUGAUGGUGCCAGUCGUAAAAUCAGUGAAUCAUCUACCAGUGAACCUGAUGCAUUGAUGGGUCAAAGGUCUGGUACUACUUUCACUCGCUCGAAAUGGACUUCAUCAUUCCGUAAACUUCUUGGACGCAAAUCCAAAGCUAAGAUGAUCAAGGACCACUCAACACCAUAAAUUAAUUAAUCAAGAAAGGAAUAUGGUUAAUUUAUAUAUUUUUAUUAUAUAUAUAUUUUUUUCAUUCUCAUUUAAUUAUAACUUUGGUGUAAAACAUUUUACUAGUAAUCCUAUAGACUUAAUUAACAAUUCUUAUAAAAAUCCCACCUAUUAUAUCAAGGUCUUUGAGCUCAAGUUUUACUGCCAAAGCGUGGGACUUUUUAAACUAUGAGAUCGUUGAAAAACAAAAAGAUAAUAAGAAAAUUAAAAUUAUUAAAUGGUUUUAGCUUAUUUCAUUAUUUUGCCGCGAACUUUUACUAGUAAUAUAUGAUAUUACAUUUGUUGAAUAAUUAUCGAAAUUCAGUAUUUCGAAAUAUUUAAAGACUGUUUAUUAUAGCUAGAGUAAUAAUUGUACUUAACACAAAUUUGAUAUCGUUCAAACUUUACAAUAUUAUAAAUUUAGAGAUAUUAAAAAUUACAUAUUAUCACAGUAGAACAAUUAAAUAGCUGCGUGCUAAAUGUGCUGGUUGUAGAUACAGUGUUUUACUAAUUUGAAUUUAAAGAUCAAUCAAUUAUUUAGUUUAAUUUUCAUAAAUUUUUAUGUUAAUUCGCAGUUUCUUGAACGAAAUAAAACCAUUUUUUAUUAAAUUUCUACGUAAAAAAAAUAAUGAAUUAAUUUUUCAAUUGUAUAUCUAUGAACAAUUAGAAAAUGUGCCGCUAACAAUUUAUUUAUAAUUAAUUAUAAUUGUAAAAAAAUCAAUUUCAAACAAAUCAAUUUAAGAAAAAUAAGUCAUUUAUUCCGCAUUACAGAGUGCCAAAAAGUAAUUAGCACAAAUAAUAAUAAUAAUAAUGAUGAUAACAUUAACAACAAUGAACUAUUUUUAGCAAUAUUUAAACUAAUAAUUCACAAACAUCCGUCAAAGCAUUUGGAAUUGUCAUAUAAAAUUUAGUCGAACAUUAUACUUAUCUCUGUCAUCCUCAAUCAUAUAAGAGGAUUAUCCCAGAGCGAUUUUUUUCAAAGUAUAUUGACACUCAUUUUUUUUUUUAUUUAGUUAUUAUAUCAAAAGGAAAUUGAUGAGUCGAUAUCAUUUUAAUGAAAUAUAAUUAUUAUUAUUAAUAAUGUUGUACUACUAUAAUAAAAUUAUUAAGUGUUA